AUGAUUGGCAUCAAACCCUCUUUCUUGAACUUUUAUUCUGCCCAGAAUAUCGCAAAAGCCAUCGAUAGAGGAUCUUAUUAUGUUCCUCAACUUGAAUGUAACCAAGACCCAAGCGGUGCGAGACAAUUGUUCCAGGUCUUCUUCUGCUUAGACAAGGGAAAGAAGCUCACAAAUUGUCCCAAAAAACAUACUCGAUACCAAUCUCAAUUUAUAGCCUCAAAAUGCACCAUCCCCCUUCCCACUGGUAGUACCGACAGCGUUAAGCUACCUCCACCUCCUCCACAGUCACCUUCUCCAGCAGUGCAGUAA
This is a messenger RNA of Ilex paraguariensis (yerba mate), 309 nucleotides long. The record is from the annotation of a GenBank genome assembly. Lineage: Eukaryota; Viridiplantae; Streptophyta; Magnoliopsida; Aquifoliales; Aquifoliaceae.